UGGGACAGAAGCUCGAGUCAGCGAAGCAACUGUUUUACGUACAAUCCUGUACGGUCGCAGCUAGCUAUACACACCAACGAUCGGCAACUUACAACUCAUCCCUCGGACACAAACACACUUAACAAGAAGGACAAAGAAGUGUUGCAAAAUUACAUCAAUAAACUCAGGAAAGAAAAACACUUCGGAUAGUCGUUAAAGCAAAGGGUGUUCAUGCAGUCUGGCUCUAGGUCCUUCGUUGCAACAGAUUUACUGGCAAAACAAAAAGUUUGCGUUGGAAUUAAAUGUGAUAGCUGGAGAAGGAUUCUGAAAGUGCCGGCGUAGAGAGUGACGGGUGAACCCGAGCUGUCAAACCCGAUGACUACUGCAAACUGCAGCGGUAAUGAGGACCUGGACUUCAGACUGAUCUUCGGGGAGGACGGGCAGCAGCAGUCGCUAGGCCCCGCAGAUCUUGAACCCGAUGACAACUCAUCUUUCUACAUCCUCAAUGUUGGUGGACCUCAGUCUGCGGUCAACCAGCCCAUUGGGGUCCCACGGCAUGGCCUCCAGUCUCAUUCACCAGUCAUUUCGGCACCCUCUCGGUUACAGGCUCACAAGAUGUACGAUCCUGGCUAUGAGGUUCAGGGCUCCAAGUACAGCGCCAUGGGGGCCCCUAAGGCCUUUGAGUGCCCCAGCAUCCAGAUCACCUCAAUUUCCCCCAUCUGCCAGCAAGACAUGGAGGCUAACGAGGAAGGCCUGGGAGCCAACGGGCCCGACGGGGACUACCACGACCAGCCCCUGUCCAGGGAUCACUUGUACCUGCCGCUCGACCACUCCUACAGGGACUCCUCCCUGAGCCCCAGCCCGUGCAGCAGCAUCUCCUCCAGGAGCUGGUUCUCGGACGCCUCGUCCUGUGAGUCCUUCUCCCACGUGUACGACGACGUGGACACCGAGCUGAACGAGGCGGCCGCCCGCUUCACCCUGGGCUCCCCGCUGGCCUCAUCCGGGGAGGAGGCCUGGCAGCACCGUCAUGCCACCUUCACCCACUCGCUGUCGCCCCGCCAGUCUCCCUGCCACUCGCCCCGCACCAGCGUCACCGACGAGAACUGGCUGAGCCCGCGGCCUCCCUCUCGGCCCUCCUCCCGCCCAACCUCGCCCUGCGGCAAGAGGCGCCACUCCAGCGCCGAUAUCUGCUACCCGGGCUCCAUCUCCCCGCACCACUCCCCGAGUCCGACCCCGGGCCACUCCCCUCGCGGCAGUGUGACGGAGGACACGUGGGCGGGUAGCCCCUCCCUGGGGAUUUCGUCCUUCCAGUGCUGCCCCACUGAGGUGGACAUUCCGUCCAAGACCAGAAAGACCUCUCAGGACAGGACAGCGCUCUCAGGGAAGGGGGAUUUGGGCCUGGAUGACCCAGGUAACAUUUCACCCUCGCUGGAGUUGUCUGCAGAAGACACUGGGCACAGCCUGAAGAAGGAUGGCCCUGCAGAGCAGUUCCUUUCUGUCCCCUCACACUUCACUUGGAACAAGCCUAAACCAGGCCACACACCCAUUUUCCGAACGUCAUCCCUGCCUCCUUUGGACUGGCCCCUGCCCAGCCAGUUCGGGCAGUACGAGCUGAAGAUCGAGGUGCACCCAAAGGCCCACCACAGAGCGCACUAUGAGACGGAAGGCAGUCGAGGGGCGGUCAAAGCGGCAUCAGGGGGGCAUCCUGUGGUCAAGCUCAUAGGCUACAAUGAGAAGCCAGUCAAUCUACAGAUGUUCAUUGGAACUGCUGAUGACCGCUACCUAAGACCACAUGCCUUCUACCAGGUGCACAGAAUCACUGGGAAAACGGUUGCUACUGCUAGCCAGGAAAUCAUAAUCGCCAGUACAAAGGUUCUCGAAAUUCCUCUCCUUCCUGAAAACAAUAUGUCAGCCAGCAUUGACUGCGCAGGGAUCCUGAAGCUGCGUAACUCGGACAUUGAGCUGCGGAAAGGGGAGACGGACAUCGGGCGGAAGAACACCCGGGUGCGAAUAGUGUUCCGAGUGCAUAUCCCUCAGCCUGGUGGGAAGGUCCUCUCCCUGCAGGCCGCCUCUAUCCCUGUGGAGUGCUCUCAGCGCUCGGCCCAGGAGCUCCCCCAGGUUGAAAAGUACAGUCUAAAUAAUUGCUCCAUCAGUGGAGGGGAAGAGAUGGUCAUCACAGGCUCCAACUUUUUACCUGAAUCCAAAGUCAUCUUCCAGGAGAAGGGGCCUGAUGGGCGACCUCAGUGGGAAGUAGAGGCAAAAAUUGUGAGAGAUAAAAGCCAAGGGUCCACCAUUGUUGUGGAUGUCCCUCCAUAUCACAGUAAGACGACAACUUCCGCUGUUCAGGUCCAAUUCUAUGUGUGUAAUGGGAAAAGGAAAAGAAGCCAAUCACAGCGUUUUACAUACCUGUCAGUUAUGGUGAAGCAGGAACAGAGAGAAGAGCGGGACGUACAGGCUGCCCCCCCAAUGCCUAUGCCCUUGCCUAUGCCCCUGACCCCCCCAGUCACCCAGCUGCCCUCUCCCGACAAGGCCCACCCACACGAUAGCCUCCUCUCCUGCUCCCCCCGAGGUCUGGUCCCUGGCCUGCCGUCCCCCCAGCCCACCUACUCUCCCACAGGCUCUUCCUCCUUCAAGCAUCUGCCAGGGCUCCAGGGCCGCAGUCUCAACCCCAGCUCAGACUGCCAGCUGAUCGGCCCGGCUCCUGCUUUCCACCCCAUGCCGGCCCCGCCAGCCAGGCCCUCCUACCAGCCUAUGCAACACAACCUGGCGUACAACGGCCAGACCAGUCUUCCGAUGAGCACUACCUUACCCCAGGUGUACGAACAGAUGCCCUACCAGUCUGACCCUGCUGCUGCUGCCCGCCCCCUGGGCCAUGGCAUGGUGUACCAUUCCCCUCCCUCAGUCUCCAGCUCCACUCCACAGUCUGCCACAAGUCCAUCACUGGCCCUCACCUCUCCACAUCUGCACUCUGUUAGCUAUCACUGCUGCAACAAGGCGCAGGUCUCCUCCCCGACACACUCCAUGGGCCAGCCCUCGCCCCAGCUGCAGCACACUCUAGGCUACCACUCCAGCACCCAGAGGUCUGCCUCCUGCCCCUCACCUACCACUUCUCCCAUCUCUGUGGUGCCCCCGUCACACUCAGGGCCCUCCUCUCCCCAGCUGCACUCACUGCCAUACCAGUCCCCCACCCCGAGGGCGGCCUCCUCCCCCUCACCAACCCCCAGCAGCCCUCUGAUGCACCUUCCUCACUCCAGCCAGCCAUCCCCCCAGACGCCCAGCCCCAGCAUGGCCGGACUGUCCUCUGUUUCCCCCCUGGCCCCUCACCCUCCCUUCCCCGCUGUGGUAGAGGGGCUGAACAUCAAGCAGGAACCAGAGGACAAAGAGCCCACUUUCCGCUCGAUAGGCCUGCAGGACAUCACACUGGAUGACGUGAAUGAGAUCAUUGGGAGAGACAUGUCCCGGUCCCCGGGUCCUCAGUCCUAGCUACAUCUGCAAGACUCGCUGGUCCCAGCAGCACUGUCCCAUUGCUUCCUCUUACUGCACCUCCAACCCUGGCCUUCACCAGCAGGAGCAGAGGAAAGGAGACCCCCUGCAGCAUCCACCCCAGACCCCAAACACAUGUGCAGUGCAAACACACUCAUGGCUGGGUGGCUGGAUAAGUGUGUGUAAAUCAAUGCUUCUACAUAAGUGGGUAAACCAUGGAGUGUAGAAAAAGUUUGUUCCUUAUGGUGGGCAUUCACACACAUUGAUUUGAAUUUUUCUGUGUUCCAAAAGAGAUUCACUCCUGUAUGCCGCUAUAGAGGUGCCCAUCUCUCCGGGUUUCAUUGUAGGUAACUGAUCCUAAUCUGGUUAACUUUCACCGCACCCCAGAGGACACUGUGCAGAAGAAUGUACUCGGCUGUCUUAGGGGAAAUUGUGGUGGUUUAGGUGUUUGAUUUUUGUUAGUAAUAAUGUUAACAAUGAGUCUUUCAGGCUGUCGUAAGGUCCAGUUAUUAUUUCUCCCGUACCAUAAUAACAAAAUGUCCCAGACAAGGAAAGGUGGUACCUCAUUUUGCCGUCAUUGACCCAUAGUGAAGAGGAACUGCACGAUGCAGGCGCCUGACUAUGCCCGUCUCACCUUUGUCUCGUCCGCAUGGACGGGCUGAGCACUGGGAGAGCCCAGAGGGAGACACUCCACGGCACAGCCACAAGCUGAGCAGUGACCCCCCAGAGGAAAGGCGCAGUCUAGGCUCUCAUAUGUGCAUGGGUUUAAAUCAAGUAGCCUUGGGGUUGGGAGGAACAGACCAUUCCUUUCUGAAGCUGUACUGGGGAUAGUAGUAUGCAACAUUCCACUUUUUUAUUCUUCUCGCAGACGACUGUAUACAAGGAGGUGGCUGUAUAUUAUUGUAUUUUCCCCACUUCAGGUUACACAAAUGCCUUAUAAGUAUUCAGUAGCUCUGGAAGAUGACAACAGCUUUUAAUAUAGAAAGUACAUUUUUACAUAGCAGGCA
This is a messenger RNA of Megalops cyprinoides (Indo-Pacific tarpon), 4469 nucleotides long. Its product is annotated as nuclear factor of activated T-cells, cytoplasmic 3-like. The record is from RefSeq and is a predicted model, not a curated record. Lineage: Eukaryota; Metazoa; Chordata; Actinopteri; Elopiformes; Megalopidae. Bases 355 to 3462 code for a protein of 1035 amino acids. Gene Ontology annotation, biological process: cytokine production; regulation of transcription by RNA polymerase II; calcineurin-NFAT signaling cascade. The transcript is spliced from 10 exons. Gene Ontology annotation, cellular component: transcription regulator complex. Gene Ontology annotation, molecular function: transcription factor binding; RNA polymerase II cis-regulatory region sequence-specific DNA binding; DNA-binding transcription factor activity, RNA polymerase II-specific.